GACUUGUGGGUAUUUCUCCGUGUGCAAGAAAAUAAGAAAUUAGUAGAAUAGGCUUGAUUUGUAGCAGCACGUUGAGGUAGCUAAGCAUAAAAAUCCACUGUAUUUCUAUUCCCCUGCUCUCUGUUAAAUUUGAGUAUUGCGAUUUUUGAUUUAAAAAAGUAGUUAGGUUUCAACCCACAAUGAAUAAAGGAGCAAAUGUUGGAGGAGGCGGACCAACUGCUGCCGCCGCCGCCGCCGCAGCUCAAAAGCAGAAGAGCUUACUGCAGAGAGUGGAUGCUGAUAUUGGGAAUAUCGUUGAUAACUAUGGCUUCAUUGUUAACGCUGCACGGGUCAAUGAUCCACCAGUCAGAAAUUCACAAGAAGCAUUUAUGAUGGAGAUGCGUGCAUCUAGGAUGGUUCACGCAGCUGAUUCACUGCUUAAGUUGGUAUCGGAGUUGAAGCAAACAGCUAUGUUUUCAGGAUUUGCAUCCCUAAAUGAUCACGUGGAGCAGAGAACAGAAGAAUUUACCAAACAGACUGAAAAAACAGAAUGCAUGUUAUCUAGAAUUGGAGAGGAGGCAGCUGCUAGCCUUAAGGACCUUGAGUCACAUUAUUAUUCUUCUGCAGAAAGAACCAGUAGUCUGCUUUCUUACAACCAAGAAACAAUGCCCUAAACAUACCUACAAUCAUUUUGUUUCUUUCCCGUUGGUUUUCCCUCUCCCUCCCCUUGCCAAGUAUAUUUGUCUACCUUGAAGGUGGUUAUACUUAUUAUGAGGUUACUGGACAAACAAUCUAAUGAUGAGAAAUCCAAUUUGGUCCCAACCAACUAUUACUACUAUGAGGCCUUUUACAAGUGAAACAAACCUCAUUAAGUAGGUAUUUGUUAUAACAAAUCAACUGCAUUCUAGCUAAGGUACAUUUUGAGAAGAUUCAUGCUAAGCAAGGUGAGGAGAAUUAUUUGGUUGCAAGGUUCUCAUUAAAGUCGAGCAUGAAAACCACAUGAGCUAGUCUUUUAGGUAAUGAAAGGAAGUACAAAAAUACUCUUGUUUGAAUUGGUUCUUAAUUGCUAUCUCUAUUUUGUCUCUUGCUCUGCUUACUUGCAUUGAGAAGAUGACAUUCACGAUGUCUAUGUUUACACCCAAAGAUAAUACUUAUGUUGCUAAGAUUGCGGGAGUACAAUAAUUUUUGAAACUAAAUGUAUAAUGUAUUUAUUAUUUUACUA
Molecule: messenger RNA, 1201 nt
Organism: Solanum dulcamara
Lineage: Eukaryota; Viridiplantae; Streptophyta; Magnoliopsida; Solanales; Solanaceae
Product: mediator of RNA polymerase II transcription subunit 22a-like
Exons: 3
Coding region: 180-653 (157 amino acids)
Biological process (GO): regulation of transcription by RNA polymerase II
Cellular component (GO): mediator complex
Molecular function (GO): transcription coregulator activity
Source: RefSeq, a predicted model, not a curated record